CAUGCAUCUUUGAUCGUUCUUUCUCUCUCUCUCCCUCUCUAACAAUAGCUAGUCCUAGGAGCAAUUAACCACCAAAACCUCGCUUUCUCUCUCUACAACAAGGAGGCCUGGAGGUUAUAAGGGAGAGGAGGGAGAGUUGGCAAGGCAUCUAUCCAUCAUCCCAGAGAGAUAGAGAGAGACAGGUAGAGAGAGAGAAAGAAAACUGAAGCCGGCCAGGUUUCGCCAUACUACUAGUACUCCUACAUUCCUCUCUCUGGCUAGCUAGCUAGCUAGCUUCUCUCUCUAGCCUAGCUUGCCUUGAUGGUGUAUUAAUAUACCAAAGGAAACUUCCAUCCUUUCCAUUGAUUGCAUUCCAUUGCAGCCGUAGUGCAGUGGAUCCAUCCAUUCAUGCAAAACCAAAACGCCCUCCCCACUCCUCUUCUCCUCCUCCGAUCCUCUCCCAAUCCCAAUAAAAAGGCAAGCAGGCAGCCUCUAGCUAGCUAGCUACACCCCACCCACAAAAUUAAACACAGGUCUGCCAUGCAUACACCGGCCGAGGCGGUGGAGGCGCCCGACACGACGGAGAUCGCCAAGCCGCCGCUCGUCGUCAUGCCCACGUCCUCCACAGAGCACUCCGCCGGCGAGCUCGACAGGCACCAGCAGCCGCCCCUCACGGCCGCCGUCAAGCGCAAGCGCACCAAGAGGCCGCGCCACCACCCGCCGGCGUCGUCCGCGUCCUCCUCCGAGAGCACCACCACUGAGGAGGAGGACAUGGCGCACUGCCUCAUCCUCCUCGCCCAGGGCGCCGCUGGCGGCUCAUCAGGGGCCGGCGCCGUUGGCGGCUCAGGGUCCCACGCCGCCGUCGACUCCAAGCCAUCGCCAUCGCCGCCCUCGCCGGCGGCCCAACAGCAGGCGCAGCCGCCGCCCCCUGCCGCCGCGCCGCCGCCGCCGGUGAAGAGCGAGAGGUACACCAGCCGCAAGUACACGGAGGCCGCGACCACGGUGGACGGCGUCAAGGCCGGCUUCUACGUGUACGAGUGCAAGACGUGCAGCAAGUGCUUCCCCACCUUCCAGGCGCUCGGCGGCCACCGCGCGAGCCACAAGAAGCCGCGCCUCGCCGGCACCGACGAUGAGAUCGCCAUCAACGUCGUCACCGCCAGCAGCACCAUAAUAAAGCAGCUGAAGCCACCACCGAUGACCACCGCGCCGCCUCCGGUAUCUGCCCUUCAGCAGCGGCCUCAGAAUCAGAUGGACGUCGCCGUCUUCCCGGACGUCACCACCGCGCUGAGCCUCAACAGCGUCGCCAUAAGCAGCAGCAAGCUGCGGGUGCACGAGUGCUCGAUAUGCGGCGCCGAGUUCGCGUCGGGGCAGGCGCUGGGCGGCCACAUGCGUCGCCACCGGCCGCUGAACGCGCCGGAGCGCGCGGUGACCGCGAUCGCCGGCGCGGACACCAAGAAAGAGGGGAGCGCGGGCAUCAACCUGGAGCUGGACCUGAACCUGCCGGCGCCGUCGUCCGACGAGGAGGCGGCCGUGUCGCUUCCGGCGGCGGCGGCACCGCCACCGGCCGUGGUGCUCGGCCUCGGGCAGUUGAGCGACGGCAAGAGGGCUGGGUUGAUGCUGACAGCCUCAGCACUGGUGGAUUGCCAUUAUUGACAUGAGCGGCGGCCCUGGGUGGCCUUGCCUCGACUCAUGAAUUCUUUUCUUAAUUAACAGUACACUGAUUAUAAUUGAUCUCUUUUUUUUCUUCUUCUUCGUUCUGGGGCCGGGGAUGAAUUAAUUCUACCAUGCAUCCUCCGAUCCUCGAUCAAUUAUACUUACAAUUUAUUCUUAUUGGUAUAUAUAUGUAUAUCAAGGAUCGAUGAAGCUAGCUGUAACAUACUUAUAUAUUUAUACAAUUGAUUAUUCUUUCAAUU
Messenger RNA from Panicum virgatum (switchgrass), 1892 nucleotides. RefSeq names its product zinc finger protein ZAT5-like. The record is from RefSeq and is a predicted model, not a curated record. The transcript has a single exon. Lineage: Eukaryota; Viridiplantae; Streptophyta; Magnoliopsida; Poales; Poaceae. Bases 520 to 1632 code for a protein of 370 amino acids.